GCAGUGUGAUCUAAACAAACCUGCCUCUGGACAUGUCAUCCCUUAAAAUAGAUGUUCAUACAUCAGCCUUUCCACGGCAGCAGCAGCAACAGCAGCAGCAACAGUAUGAAGACAUGGCCGACGGGAUAUGACUAGAAUACUCGCCCUGAACUGAGAAAUCACCGUCUGCGUAAAGGACAAGACAGUGGGUGGCAACCGCAGCAAAAGCAGCACCCCGGCCACGGCCCGGCCUCGACCAGCCCACAGGGAUGCAUUGUGGGAUACAGCCGCUCCAAUGGCUUUCAUGUCCAGGUUCUCCAGGAGCAGCUCCAGGUCAGCCAGCCGAGCGGCUCCAGAAGACCAUGGCAGCCACCCCAUCCUCAGUGUCUUCGAGUUGGAGAGGCUGCUGUACACGGGGAAGACAGCCUGUAACCAUGCUGAUGAGGUCUGGCCUGGACUGUACCUGGGAGAUCAGGAUAUAGCAGCCAAUCGGCGUGAGCUGGCUCACCUGCGGAUCACCCACAUCCUCAAUGCCUCGCACAGCAAGUGGAGGGGGGGUGCCGAGUACUAUGAGGGCACCGGCAUCCGCUACCUGGGCAUUGAGGCCCACGACUCGCCCACCUUCGACAUGAGCCCCCACUUCUACCCCGCUGCUGACUUCAUCCACCAGGCAUUGAGCGAGAGAGGAAAGAUCCUUGUGCACUGUGCCGUUGGGGUGAGCAGGUCGGCCACCUUGGUCCUCGCCUACCUCAUGAUCCGCCAUCACAUGACCCUGGUGGAAGCCAUAAAGACUGUCAAGGACCACCGUGGCAUCAUCCCCAACCGGGGCUUCCUACGCCAGCUGGUCACCCUGGAUAACUCUCUGAGGCUGAAGCGGAGGGUGUGAGGGGGUGCUGCACAGUGGAUGACAUUCAGCAGAAACUUGCUGUCACAUGAGCAGCUGGUGCAGGACUUUCAUCACAGUGCAGGCACUCAGGGGUUAAAGUGCAGCAAGGGACCCCCCCCCGCCCCCAAAGUCCAUCCAGUUGCCUGGGGUCCUCCAGGAGCCUCAGCUAUGGCAAGUGAUCAAACAGAUCUCUGCUCCCCUAGUUGCAGUUGCAAUGGCCUAAUAUGCAGCCUCCCCCCCACAAGCCUUCUAACCUCAGAGGUGCAGCUGAUGAGACUCAGUCCCAUGUCUCAGGCUGCUCUCACUCCCUGAUGGCUCAGGGAAGCCCUCAAGGGUUGGUCCUCCUAGCCGGCAGACCCAUUCACCCAGCUGGCCUUGCCCUUUCUUUGUUCCUGGCAGACCCGAGCUGUGUGUCCAUGUCUCUGUGACCUGGGUAUGGCCUGGGGAACAGACCCUCUAUUGUAGAGUUUGAAAGUCCUUGAUGUCAAACAUUUACCUGUAAGAAUAAAAAUACUGCAAGGGAAA
Molecule: messenger RNA, 1390 nt
Organism: Alligator sinensis (Chinese alligator)
Lineage: Eukaryota; Metazoa; Chordata; Crocodylia; Alligatoridae
Gene: DUSP26
Product: dual specificity phosphatase 26
Exons: 4
Coding region: 275-865 (196 amino acids)
Biological process (GO): negative regulation of MAPK cascade; protein dephosphorylation
Cellular component (GO): cytoplasm
Molecular function (GO): MAP kinase phosphatase activity; protein tyrosine/serine/threonine phosphatase activity
Source: RefSeq, a predicted model, not a curated record